This is a messenger RNA of Suillus bovinus, 1092 nucleotides long. RefSeq lists its product as uncharacterized. The transcript is spliced from 4 exons. The coding region runs from base 1 to 1092 and encodes 363 amino acids. NCBI's taxonomy places the organism in Eukaryota, Fungi, Basidiomycota, Agaricomycetes, Boletales, Suillaceae. Gene Ontology annotation, molecular function: protein dimerization activity; acyltransferase activity, transferring groups other than amino-acyl groups. The record is from RefSeq and is a predicted model, not a curated record.
AUGUUAUGCCAACUUCACCCCCUCGAGAUUAACCCCAAAACUGGGGAACCAUUCCUCCGGCUUGGAGCACCAUACCAGAAUAUCAUUCUCACCCCACCUCGACAGGGAGAUCAGUCCGUACUCAUACAGCAUAUGAACGAUCCGGCUAUUUACAGAUGGUUAGAGAGACCCCCAGUGCCAUAUCUACCGGAACAUGCGGACACUUGGUUUCAGAUUGUAAAAAAGGAAUCGGAUGCUACUUUGGAAUUUCUACGAAAGAGCACGCAAGAUUUCCCUGAUGGUCCGCUUCAGUUCGUAGAUACAUGCCCUGUGCGGUAUCUGAGGGAAGUCAAAGAGGACGGGACGGACGUCAUCCUGGGAGAUGUGAGUUUUAGAAGAAGUCCAUUCGAGGAGAUACUAGACGAAGUAGAACGGAAGCAAAUGCAGGAAGAUAAUGCGAAAAAGCAAGCAGGCGACCCAACGAUUCAGUAUGCUAUUGGAGACUGGCUUGCUGCGAGCCACCACGGAAGGGGUAUCAUGACUGCAGCGAUCGGUCUCUUGAUGGCCGCUUGGGCAAUUCCUAGGAUGGGAGUCCGCCAUGUUGUAGCGCAUACUUUUGCUGGGAACAUUGGUAGCAACCGAGUUUUUGAGAAGAACGGGUUCGUGAACAGAGGGUUGUUCGACAAUGGGAAGAUAGCUAGAGGCGAGAGGAAGAGUGACAACAUUUUUGACAACCUCCCAGCACUCGCAGCCCCCAAACCUACUGACUUGGGCUCAGAACUCGACCGUUAUCUUAGUACGGACGUGGAACGUGUCACCAACCCUAUCGGUUGGUGGAAUGAAUGUCGCAAAUUGUUCCCCCGGCUGUCAUGCAUGGCAAUUGACUAUCUAACCAUCCCUGAACAUCUAGACGCUUGGGCCCCUACUAUUUUUCUCCUAAUCCUCCUCGUAUCAGCCCUCGCAUCAUACCCUUACCCCGACCUUACCCUUGUCAUCCUCGUCAUCCUCACAUUCCCUUUCGCCCUCUACCUGUCGCUUCAGCAAAGCCAGUACAUUUGGCCGGAUCCUUUCGCUGACGAAGCAUACCCAUGCUCCGUUUCACCACCUGACUGA